UCAACUUAUUCCAUUGAUGAAGGAAUGCUGGAAUCAAGAACCUGAGAGUAGACCAUCAUUUAAAAGUAUUAAACAGAAGCUGGAAGCUCAAUUAAAAAUUUACAAUACUGAUGCUAAGAGAGAAGCUAUUGAAAUACAGAGUAAACUGGGAAUGAGCAAAACAGAAGAAACCGAAUUUUGUUUAAAGUUUAAUAAUUUGAAAUUGAGUGAUGCAGUGAAAGAAACAAAAAAACGAUUUGGUAGCCUUGUCAGUCAAGUGCAAGCGGAUGCGUUUGAAAAAACAGAAUCCCAAGCUGGUGGCUCAUCUGCCAUUGUACAUCAAGAAACAGCUCAACAAUUAGAUUAUCAAAACAGAAGUGGGCAACUGGAAACAGAUGCUACUAAGAUGAGUGGAAAUCAAGCGACUCAGCCAAUGUCCACAUAUGUAUAUCCACAUCAAGAAGCACAGGGUCCAGCUCAACCACACCAAGGUGCAUCUUCACUGGCUGGACAGCGUCAACUUUCAGGUGUUACCACUCAUCCUACACAAGUUCAAGAACAACAACAACAACAGCAUCAGCAGAUUCCACAGGCUGUAUAUGCUGUACCUAACCAACAAGGAGUACCGGUACUGAUGUACCCACCUGAAUAUGGAGGUCCACAACAUUUCUAUCAAAUCCAAAAUUGUCAGGGUUUUCAAGUUAAUCUUGGUCAAGGUGGGAGGCCACCACAUAUAGUAUCUCAGCCACAACAGCAGCAAAUAACAUUACAAGAUCCAGACAAGGUGCUGACUUCGGCAGUGAUGCUUGCUUUAUCACAAGAGCUGAGUGGCGAUUGGAAGAACCUUGCCAGAUGUCUUGGUUUCAAACCACCUCAAAUAGACACCAUCGAAAUGGAUAAUUUCCAUUAUGGAGUACAAGAACAGGCCUACCAGAUGCUGUAUAAAUGGUACCAAAAACUGGGUAGUGGUGCAAAGCACAGUAUAUUGGCCGAGUCACUUGCAGCUAUUGGCAGAAAUGACCUCAUCCGUCAUUUGUAGACUUGUUUGGGGUUUCCAAAGUUCCCUGGUUGCUAAGCUACCAUGUGGAUGAAUGUGAGUCGAAUUGAUGUGGAUUCACAUUUGGUCAGCAGAAAUUCACAGUUUAAAUAGGCAGGUAUUUUAUUAUACCAUCUUC
Messenger RNA from Saccoglossus kowalevskii, 1154 nucleotides. Its product is annotated as receptor-interacting serine/threonine-protein kinase 1-like. The record is from RefSeq and is a predicted model, not a curated record. Gene Ontology annotation, molecular function: protein binding; JUN kinase kinase kinase activity; ATP binding. NCBI's taxonomy places the organism in Eukaryota, Metazoa, Hemichordata, Enteropneusta, Harrimaniidae. Gene Ontology annotation, biological process: protein phosphorylation; signal transduction.